Peromyscus maniculatus bairdii (prairie deer mouse) is the source of this 3685-nucleotide messenger RNA. RefSeq lists its product as uncharacterized. Gene Ontology annotation, molecular function: RNA polymerase II cis-regulatory region sequence-specific DNA binding; DNA-binding transcription factor activity. NCBI's taxonomy places the organism in Eukaryota, Metazoa, Chordata, Mammalia, Rodentia, Cricetidae. The record is from RefSeq and is a predicted model, not a curated record. Gene Ontology annotation, biological process: regulation of transcription by RNA polymerase II.
UUCUCUUCCCCUGUUGUUUUUUCCUGAUCACUUUCAUAUUUAAUUUUAACUGUCAUUUUUAUCUAUUACUAUUGUUGAUUUCUUUCCAAAGCUGAAUAGCAUCACUGGGAAUUUUCUCUGGUCUCCUUGUGUCUAAUUCUCCCUGAAUUGCUCUUUGUAUCUGGGACCCUGUUCUCAGAUCCAGAGAUCCCUCUUCAGGGAAAGAUUUGAGAGGAAUCAGACUUUUUAUACCUUUAUCAGGCACAGAAUGUAGUGCCAAUUGCCAGGAUCAAUACAGCUGUAGUUGCCAGGAUACAGUGAUGUUUGCAGGAUAUACGAGAUGAAUGUCCAAGACCAAUUGUCCUGUGAAAGCUUCUUCUACGAGAUCAUAGAGAGAAACACAAAGCUGCCGGAGAGCUUCACUGUCUACACAGUACUCACAGGGGCCAUGAAAAACCUAUGAUGUGUGCCUCUCAAGGCAGCUAGGCCAAGCCAACUCCAUGAUUCCCUGCAUCCUCUGACCUUGACUUAUGUGUCACCAGUACAUACAUACACACACGAAUAAGUUUUCUUAAUGCUUGGAGUAAUCCACACUAUACACAUCAUCGCCUGCACUUACCAAUGGAAGGCUGCUCCUUCUGUGUAUCUUGAGGCAGUCUCAGCUGAGGGACUGCCCAGACUAGACUGGCAUGUGGACUUGUCUAUGAGCAAUUGUCUGGGUUGUUGAUUGAUAUUGAUAUAGUAGGGCCCAGCCCACUGUCAACAACAACGUUCCCUAGACAGAUGGUCCUGGGCUAUAUUUUUUAAAAAAGCCAGCUGAGUAUGAGCCUUAAGUGAGCUAGCAGUGUUCCUCCAUAGUUUCUGUUCUAAAUUCCUGCUUGAAUCCAAGCCCUGGUUCCCCUCAGUGAGGGACUGUGACCCGGGGAGUGUAAGCCAAAUAAACUCCAUCUCAGUUACUUUACUGCUGUGGUUACUUUGCACCAUGACCAAAGCAACUUAGAAAAGAAAGCAUUUAAGGGCUUGCUUACAGUUUCAGAGGGUGAGUCCAUAACCAUCAUUGCAGGGAGCGUGGUGGCAGGCAGGCAGGCAGGCACUAGAGUUGUAGCUGAGAGCUUACAUCUGAUCACAGCAGAGCAUUCUGAGAAUGGCUUGGGCCCACCGCUGGGGACACACCUCCAACAAAGCCACACCUCCGAUUGCUUCCUAAAACGUUGCACCAGCCGGGACCCCAACACUGAGCUGUGUGAGCCAGUGGGGGACACUCUCGUUCAGUCCACCCCACAUUCUUUCCUCACCUAAGUCGCUCUUGCUGGGAGUGUUCAUCGCAGCAGCAGAAGUCAAAGUAGAACACCUGUGUGUUGCUUGCAGUUGCAGUGUGGGAGGAAGAGGAGGCCGCAGAGUAGACGGCAGGUCUGAUGGCCAAGCCGUAGAACCGACGGAGGCAUUGUCCUCUCAGCCUGGUAUCAGCGGAGAGUGAGCACCAGCCGCUGCCAGUCCCUUUAUUGUGUAAUAACGUGGGAUGUUUCAGGACCCGGUGACCUUUGAGGAUGUGGCUGUGAGCUUCACCGAGGAAGAAUGGGCCUUGCUGGAUGUUUUCCAGAAGAAUCUCUACAGAGAUGUGAUGCGGGAAACCUACAGGAAUCUGACUUCGAUAGGAACGAAAUGGGAACAGUGGAAUUUGGAAGCUUACUACAGAAGUCUAAAGAGAAAUAUGAGAAUACAAAUGGUAAAGAGAGACGAUGAACUUGCAGACAAUGGCCAGUAUAGAGAAGCCAUAGCCCAAAAUCCAGUCGAUAUCACAAACAAGACUCCUGAACUUCCUGAUUGCCACAGCAUCAGUCAGUCGUCCCCGAAGAGGCAUGUUAUGUUCACCUCUAAGCAGAGAACAUGUGACUAUCAGAAAUAUGUAAAGAAAUACUGUGAAUGUGAAACAUGCGGUAAAACCUUUAUGUGCUCAAGCUCCCUUAAAAAACAUAAAAAGAUCCACAAUGGAGAGAAACCUUAUAAAUGUCUGCAUUGUGAGAAAGCCUUUCGUUAUCGGCACUGCGCCGAUAGGCAUAUGCUAACUCACAAUGCAGACAGGCACAAAUGCAAGGUGUGUGGAGAAACCUUUCCUAAUGCCGAUGCCCUUCGGGGACAUAAGGUAAUUCACUCUGGAGAGAUACCUGAAUGUAAGGAAUGUGGGAGGAUGUUCUGGACUGUCAGUUCCCUGGACAUGCAUAGAAGGCUUUAUACAACAGAAAAACUUUAUGAAUGUAAACACUGCCGGAAAACCUUCAAGAGUUACUGUUUCUUUAUAUUACACGAGAGGAUUCACACUGGGGAGAAACCUUAUGAAUGUAAGCAGUGUGGGAAAACCUUCAGACAUUCCAGCCACGUUCAAGCACAUGAGAGAAUUCACACCGGAAAGAAACCCUAUGAAUGUAAAGAGUGUGGGAAGACCUUUAGUUCUGGCCACUGUGCAGGGAGACAUUUAGGGACACACGGUGGAGCCUGGCCUUACAAUUGGGGGUUUUUUGGGAAGUUUUUUCUUUUUUUUUUUUCCUUUGGAACCCUUGAAAAAAGCCACGCCAAGGAGAAGCUUUAUGAAUGUAUGCAGUGUGGGAAAACCUUUAAAUAUAGUUCUUCCUUACGGAACCAUUUGACCACUCACACUGGAGAGAAGCCGUAUGAAUGUAAGGAGUGUGGGAAAACCUUCAGUUGUUCCAGUUACAUCCAGAAUCACAUGAGAACACACAACGGACAGCCCUACAAGUGUCAGGAAUGUGGUAAGGGGUUCUCGUAUUCCAAAAGUCUUAGGAGACACAUGCAUCUACACAGUCAGUUGGUGAUGGGUAGUUUUAAGUUUGAGUUAGAAGAAGUUGAGUGUGAGUAGAAGAACUCCACACAUUCCAGCACAUGGGGUAAAAAUGAGCUUAGGGGUGCAGUCGGGGGGGGGGGAAGUCUGCAACGGUUUCAGUCAGAAGUACGUGCCACGGUUUGUUCGGGGUGUCAAACCCUAUGAGUUGACAUCCUGUUGGGAAGCAUUUCAGCGCUGAGGACUUGAGAUGAAUACUCACUUGGGAAAGCUUUUUGCCCAUCCUUGUUAGCACACAUGGGCAGGAAGACACAGUGGAAAGCAAACCUAUCUCUGUUAAUAGGAUGGGAAAGUUCUACCUUGAAUUUCAGCAGUGUGGAAAGUCUUCAAUAAGCUCCGCCACAGACCCAGACUCUGUAAAUGAAGGAAUACUUGAACUUUUGCAAUGUUAAUGUUUUCAAACCCAUGACAUGAAGUGAGUCCCCAAAUCUCAUAAACCUAAGAAGUUUAAAACCUGUUGAUUGCAGUGCUGUCCAGAAGCCACAAUUGCAAAGAAAUGUCAUAGUGGCCUGUGAUCUUUCUCUAGCUCACUGCUAAAUGUGUGGAUUUCUGAUUCUUAGUCAUAAUUCUGUUGGUAUUUUUUGAUGUAGUUAUACAUGGUUUUUUUGUUUGUUUUGGUUUUUGGUUUUUCGAGACAGGGUUUCUCUGUGUAACAGUCCUGGCUGUCCUGGAACUCGCUAUGUAGACCAGGCUGGCCUCGAACUCAGAGAUCCACCUGGCUCUGCCUCCCGAGUGCUGGGAUUAAAGGUGUGCUCCACCACUGCCUGGCUUAGUUAUAUAUGUUUGAUCGACAUAAUUUAAGUGCUUUUGUGAUUAAGGGACCAAUAAAAUCUGACUUUGUAAAUUGUC